GGAGCACAGACUGAAGAAAUACACGAACUGAGAGAAGAAAAAAACACGUUACUCGGGUCAGGUGGUUUUCUCUUGAGAGAGCAGCCGUUCGUUCACAGCGCACUGGAUUCAAGUAACACUCGCCCCUGGCAGCUGAAGAUGACGUUACUAUGGAAACAGUUUUUGCUGCUAUCAAUCAUGGAGUAUCUUGCAGAGUGUGUGGAUUAUAAGUCUUUCAAUGGGCCGAAAUGGCGAAUGGAGCCCAGUGAUCUGACAGUGGACUCACUGGAGGAAGAGGCUACACUGGCCUGUGACGCAAAGGGCAUUCCUUCCCCUCAGUACAGGUGGUCUCUGAACGGCACAUUGAUUAAUCUCAGUACCGAUUCCCGUCGGCGGCUAUCUGGGGGAAAUUUGGUCAUUAGGAGUCUGGACCAAGCCCAGGAUGGAGGAAUAUACCAGUGCACUGCCUUCAACCCACAGGGAGCAAUUCUUAGCAGAAGAGCGAGCCUCCAGUUUGCAUACUUGAAUUUAAAAACUCAAACCAGGAGUGCUGUCUCUGUGCGAGAAGGCCAGGGUGUCGUUUUACUUUGUGGUACACCAUCAUAUGCAGGAGAUCUCUCAUUUGCAUGGGUCUUUAAUGAGUACCCUUACUUUGUUCAGCAAGACAAUCGUCGCUUUGUCUCUCAGGAGACGGGAAACCUUUACAUCGCCAAAGUCGAGCCCUCAGAUGUGGGUAACUACACAUGCGUGGUGGUAAACCGCAUCACUAAAGGCAAAGUCCUCAGCUCCCCAACCCCUCUGGUACUGCGAACCGAUGGCGUAAUGGGUGAAUAUGAGCCGAAAAUAGAGGUUCAUUUCUCUGACAUGGUUCCAGCUGCAAAGGGAUCAGUUGUGACACUGGAGUGUUUUGCUUUGGGGAACCCAGUUCCGGAGAUAACAUGGAGGAGAGCAAAUGGAGUGCCAUUUCCCAGCAAGGUGAAGAUGAAGAACUCAAAUGUAGUUCUGGAGAUUCCCAGUUUCCAGCAGGAGGACGCCGGAGGCUAUGAAUGUGUGGCUGAGAACAAGAUGGGAAAGAACUCAGUUCAAGGACGACUGUCUUUCCAUGCAAAGCCUCAGUGGGUUCAGACGAUGCGAGACAAUGCUUUGUCAAUUGAAGAGAGAUUGUUCUGGGAGUGUAAGGCCAAUGGGAAGCCCAAGCCUUCAUACAGCUGGCUGAAGAAUGGAGAACUACUGGCAGCUGAGGACAGGAUCCAGAUAGAGAACGGAGCCCUUACAAUCAGCUCCGUGAACCUCUCCGAUGCUGGCAUGUAUCAGUGUGUCGCUGAGAACAAACACGGAAUCAUUUAUUUUGGUGCCGAAUUGGUGGUGUUAGCCUCGCCCCCAGACUUUUCCAGAAGCCCUCUGAGAGCUCUGCUUAAAGCCAAGACGGGCAGCACAGUCACCAUGGAGUGCAGACCACAGGCAUUUCCCACAGCCAUCAGCAUGUGGAGGAAAGGCAACGAACCAGUGCAGAGCUCAGAGAGGAUAACUUUACUCCCUGAUGGAACACUUAGAAUUACAAAUGUGACCAAGAUGGACGGGGGAAACUACGCUUGCUUGGCUAGAAACCAGUUUGGUGCGGCCAGCACUACAGGAAGACUGCUGGUCACAGAUUCCACACAAAUCACCCAGGGUCCAGUGGACAUGGAGAUCAUUGUUGGGGAGAGCAUCGUACUGCCCUGCCAGAUCUCCUGUGACCCCGCUCUGGAUGUUUCAUUCUCCUGGGCCUUCAAUGGGCAGCUCCUCAAUAAACUAGACCAACAUUAUGAGCAUGUGGGUGGGAGUACAUCUGGUGAUUUGAUGAUACGGAAUAUACAGCUGAAACACGCCGGAAAAUAUGUCUGUGUGGUUGACACGGAUGUCGAGAGUUUAUCAGCGGCAGCAAUUUUAAUCGUGAAAGGUGCCCCAGGAGCUCCAGAUGGUGUAACAGUGGAGGAGAUCACAGACAGCACAGCUCAGCUUUCUUGGAGACCUGGCCAGGAUAAUGGCAGCCCCAUCACAAGCUAUAUCAUCCAGGCCAAGACAGCAUUCACAGUGGGCUGGCAAGCGGUGAACACGGUCCCAGAGGUGAUUGAUGGGAACACCUUGACGGCAACGGUGGUGGAUCUGAACGCAUGGGUGGAGUUUGAGUUCAGAGUGCUGGCCAGAAACAGCGUCGGCGUGGGAGAACCAAGUCCUGCUUCUCUUAAAACAAGAACUGAAGAUGCAGUUCCUGACACGGCCCCCACCGAUGUUGGAGGUGGGGGUGGCUCCAAGUCAGAGCUAGUAAUAACAUGGGAGCCUGUGCCUGAAGACCUGCAAAACGGAGAUGGUUUCGGCUACAUCAUUGCUUUCCGGCCACUGGGGGAGGUCAACUGGACGCACGCCGUCACCUCCAUACCGUCCCAGUCCCGUUACGUGUACCGUAAUGAGAGCAUCCCACCCUUUUCUCCAUUUAGUGUCAAAGUGGGUGCCUACAACACCAAAGGCCAGGGACCAUUCAGCCCUGUUACCAUUGUGUUCUCGGCUGAGAAUGAGCCCAGUGGCGUUCCAGACGGCAUGUGGGCCAGAAGCAUUUCUGCCACUGAAAUUGAAGUGAGCUGGCACAUUCUCAGCACUUCCCCAGAAAGAGUGUUGGGCUAUGAGGUGGUGUACUGGGAGGACGAUACAAAACCAGAGACCAUGGGCAAAGUCAGAGUGUCUGCCAAUCAGAACAAGGUUAAUAUCAGUGGUCUGAGAGGAUACACUCAGUAUUUCCUGACAGUGAGUGCUUUCAACACAGCAGGAACUGGCCCUCUUUCUCCCACCAUCAAUGUGACCACCAAGAAGACCCCACCCGGGCAGCCACCUUUGAACGUGGAGUGGAAUCUGAUUGGCUCUAAGCUCACCGUUCAUUGGGAAUCUGUCAUUUCUCUGGAGAUGGAGUCAGAUGUUACCGGGUAUCAGGUGUCUUACAGAAGGAACCGGCAUAAAGAAAUUAACACAAUAACAACAAAUCUGACCUCAGUGGAUCUCACGCUACCUGCAGAUGAUGAUUACAUCAUUCAGAUACGAGCGCUGAGUGAUGGAGGAGAAGGGAUGCCAACUGAACCCAUCAACAUACAUAAACUUAGUAUGAGUGUACGAGGAUCCAGAGCCUGGCGACCCAACACCAUCCCAGUGUCCUUGCUUUCUAUCAUCGCAUUAUCAACACUGCGACCAACUUUGUGUUAGCAACCUCUGACUCUUCCUCGCUGUGGAACUGUUGGAGAGGUGCACCAAAACACUUUUGAAGAGAUAUUAUCGAUCUAUCUCUCCAUAGUUAUCUGGGGCAAUGUCCAGCGAGGCCUUCAAGGAGCAUAACGGGAAAACGUCAGCGUCAGGGUGGUCAGAUAUCAUGUGCAUGUGUUAUGUACUGUGUGUGUAUCAUUGUGUCCUUGCAAGUGAUCCGAGACCCUAACAAGGUUUCGACCGAAGGUUUCUGAAGCGUAUUGGUGUAUGAGGAGGAAUGAGUCAUGUUACUGCACUAAGAUUUCAUCUUCUCAUUGAUCCGUCGGAACAAAUGCCUUACUUCCAUGUACAUGCCAAAGUAGUUAACAUCCUUUUGCUUCUUCCUAAGCUACUGUUUGUUAAACUUAUGAUUGGUUUGUAGUUAUCACAUCAUUAACUGAAGGAUUAGUUCACCUAAAAAUCAUUUACACACCCUCUUGUUGUUGUCAUUUGACUUUAUUGGCUUUGGGACACAAAG
Messenger RNA from Carassius carassius (crucian carp), 3724 nucleotides. It is a transcript of the gene cntn3a.2, whose product is annotated as contactin 3a, tandem duplicate 2. NCBI's taxonomy places the organism in Eukaryota, Metazoa, Chordata, Actinopteri, Cypriniformes, Cyprinidae. The record is from RefSeq and is a predicted model, not a curated record. Gene Ontology annotation, molecular function: protein binding. The transcript has 23 exons. Bases 139 to 3210 code for a protein of 1023 amino acids.